Chlorocebus sabaeus (green monkey) is the source of this 2652-nucleotide messenger RNA. It is a transcript of the gene GATA5, whose product is annotated as GATA binding protein 5. Gene Ontology annotation, molecular function: DNA-binding transcription factor activity, RNA polymerase II-specific; RNA polymerase II cis-regulatory region sequence-specific DNA binding; zinc ion binding. Gene Ontology annotation, biological process: negative regulation of transcription by RNA polymerase II; cardiac muscle tissue development; cell fate commitment. The record is from RefSeq and is a predicted model, not a curated record. Gene Ontology annotation, cellular component: nucleus. Lineage: Eukaryota; Metazoa; Chordata; Mammalia; Primates; Cercopithecidae.
GCGGCGCGGCGGGGGCGGGCCGGGGCGGCGCGGAGGGGGCUGCGGAGCCUCACCGCCCCCAGCUUCCAGUCUUCGGCCCGCCGGUCGCCGACCCACCGCCGCCACCGCCGUGCCCUCCCGCCCUCCCUGCCGGCUGGUCAAGACCGCGCCUGGGAGGAUGUACCAGAGCCUGGCGCUGGCCGCGAGCCCCAGCCAGGCAGCUUACGCCGACUCGGGCUCCUUCCUGCACGCUCCGGGCACCGGCUCUCCGAUGUUUGUGCCGCCGGCGCGCGUCCCCUCGAUGCUGUCCUACCUGUCUGGGUGUGAGCCGAGCCCGCAGCCCCCCGAGCUCGCUGCGCGCCCCGGCUGGGCGCAGACCGCCACUGCGGAUUCGUCGGCCUUCGGCCCGGGCAGCCCGCACCCGCCAGCCGCGCACCCGCCCGGGGCCACCGCCUUCCCUUUUGCGCACAGCCCCUCGGGGCCCGGCAGCGGCGGCAGCGUGGGGGGCCGGGACGGCAGCGCCUACCAAGGCGCGCUAUUGCCUCGAGAACAGUUCGCGGCCCCUCUUGGGCGGCCCGUGACGACCUCAUACCCCGCCACCUAUCCGGCCUACGUGAGCCCCGACGUGGCCCCGUCCUGGACUGCCGGGCCCUUCGAUGGAAGCGUCCUGCACGGCCUCCCAGGCCGCAGGCCCACCUUCGUGUCCGACUUCUUGGAGGAGUUCCCGGGUGAGGGUCGUGAGUGUGUCAACUGCGGGGCCCUGUCCACACCACUGUGGCGCCGAGACGGCACUGGCCACUACCUGUGCAAUGCCUGCGGCCUCUACCACAAGAUGAACGGCAUCAACCGGCCCCUCGUUCGGCCCCAGAAGCGCCUGUCCUCAUCCCGCCGCGCCGGCCUCUGCUGCACCAACUGCCACACGACCAACACCACACUGUGGCGGCGGAACUCGGAGGGGGAGCCCGUGUGCAACGCCUGCGGUCUCUACAUGAAGCUGCACGGGGUGCCGCGGCCUCUGGCCAUGAAGAAGGAAAGCAUCCAGACACGGAAGCGGAAGCCAAAGACCAUCGCCAAGACCAGGGGCUCCUCAGGAUCCACAACGAACGCGUCGGCCUCCCCAUCUGCUGUCCCCAGCACUGACAACUCGGCAGCCACUUCGAAACCCAAGCCCAGCCUGGCGUCCCCAAUGUGCCCUGGGCCCAGCAUGGCCCCCCAGGCCUCCGGCCAGGAGGAUGACUCCCUUGCCCCCGGCCACUUGGAGUUCAAGUUCGAGCCUGAGGACUUUGCCUUCCCCUCCACAGCCCUGAGCCCCCAGGCUGGCCUCGGGGGGCCUCUGCACCAAGAGGCCUGGUGUGCGCUGGCCUUGGCCUAGGUCCCCAGGCCAGCCCAUGUCAGGGGAACAGCCUGGAACAGAGCACCCACUGAUUCACCUCCGUGCCUGCUUUGCUCCAGCACAGCAGAGACCAGCAGGCCCAGCCACCCAAAGAGACUGGGUCUCCUGGAGUCUCCACACGGCGGUGGGGAGGCCUUCUGUGCAGACAGCAGUCGGGCCCCAGAGCAAGAAGGCUGGUGGGGAAAGGGCUCAACUCCCCACCCCACGUACAGCAAGGGACUCCCCAGGUGCAGCCCAAGGCUCCGGACCACAUUGGUCCCCUGCGGCAGAGGCCAACGCAGGGCACCACCACCAACUUGAAUUCCGUCAUCAACGCUCACCGUCAAUAUGUUUACAAGUUGUAGCAGUUGGGGGAAAACAAUCAACCUCCUGGUGUAAAACCAAGAUUCCAAGUGAAGCAUCUGAGGCCAAGCAGGGGAGAGGAAUGAGGGGAGCAGCUGGACAUGGGCCUCCUGAGGCCUUGGGCUGCCCUUCGUUGCCCACGUGGAUGGACGGACCUGUGGUGCAGAGAACUUUUCCCGCAACGGGUGCAGGACUGCCAAGGAUAGGAGUGCGGGCCGCGCACGGUGCCAGGAUUCCGCCGAGGGGAAGCGGCUCACGUUGCAGUCAUCACAGACUGACACACUUGUUUGGACGGUUUUUCCAGAGCAGAUGGGAAUGGUCCUUGUUCUGGCGGAAUCUGUGUAUCGUGACCGUUUCUGACAGGCAGAGUGAAUUGUCUGGGAGCCCUGUCCUGACCCAUCCAAGCGCUGUUGGGGCUGGUGAUGACGUGGCCGCGUGUCCUGGCGUAUCUGGGGCCGGGCAGUUUAGUCUCUUGUCCCAGGAGAAUUGUGAGUGACCCCCCUUUCCCUUGCAAGCCCCCUCCACGCUGGGUGACGCUGGCGAGAGGCACCCUACCCAACACAGCUGUGGAUGGCCCGUGACAGGGAGCGGGGGAGUGGUACAGGCGGCCACAGCACCCUGCGAGGAGCACGUCCUCGCCUCCGUCCGGCUGCCACCCUUCACCAGCAAGCCCUGAUUUUUCCAGCAAUGCCAGAAACCUGAAUUUUAAGUCUUCCGAUUUGAUUCAAAAAUAUUUUUAACAUUGUGAGCCAGCUAGACCCCCAGUGCACCACCCUGUAUUGGAAACCAGUCGUGUCUGGCAUCAGCUUCAGGAGUGCAUCCGGUUGUCCUGGAGCUGUCCCUCCAGAGGUUCUUCCAGCCCAUUUCUAUGUGAUGUCAUCUUUUCUAAAAAAGACAAAUGAAGCCACAGGAAAAGUGAAAUAAAGCCUUGAACCUCA